Xenopus tropicalis (tropical clawed frog) is the source of this 1299-nucleotide messenger RNA. RefSeq names its product fibronectin type III domain containing 11 (gene fndc11). The transcript has 2 exons. The record is from RefSeq and is a predicted model, not a curated record. NCBI's taxonomy places the organism in Eukaryota, Metazoa, Chordata, Amphibia, Anura, Pipidae. Bases 299 to 1162 code for a protein of 287 amino acids.
GGGGGUAAAUGUUGUUACAGUAACAGGCUGGCAGUGGGGCACUGGUAUUGGCAGUACCCGGGUACCCAAUGGGCAAGUCCCCAUAAUACAGAACCCUGAAACCCCCCAGGCACUUCUACCCACACUCCUAACUGUAACCACUGGGGUCCCCCCCCCCGGGGAAUGGUGCAGUCUGGGUAACAGAAAAGGGCCCAUUGCUGAUGCGCUACAUAAAUGUGUGGGGUUUGUAGGCGCAGUUACCCCGGGGGCAAACACCAAUAACUGCCCCUAUAGCCGCAGAAUUACCCCACGGAGUGCCAUGGCAGCUGGAGGCGGGAACAUGCAGAGCUCCGCCCCUUGCCUUGUGGAAGAGGAGCAGACGGCAGAGGACAUGAUGGCGGUGGCCCAGAGAAGGAAGUGGUUGGUCAGUAAGUUCCUGAGGGAGGAGCUUAGCGAGAGCUUCCUGAAGAGGCAGCAGGGGAAGGUGGAGCAGCUGCGCAGAUGUUCCUUCUACAUGGAGAUCCUGUCGGGGCAGGCGGAGCCGGAGGAGGAGGAGCUCCAGUCCAGGCUGCCAAUCAGUGUGUUCCAGUUCAUAGACCCAGAGAAGUUCCAGCGCAUGAAGAACAUGGCCGCCUCACAGACCAAACUCCAACUGCUUCUCCUGGAGAAACUCCUAGAGCAGCUUGAGAGGGGAAGGGCGGCCCUUGUGGGGAUGGUAACCGGGGGCGACUCGUGUGGGUGGGGCCGGCUCUGGCAGGGCGUGUCCCACUUACACCGACUCCAGAAGGAUUUCCUGCAUCUGUUGGUUCCCAGGAGGCUCCACCUCAAGCACCAACUUGUGGCCAACACCAGCGCGGCCAAGAUCCCGCCCCUCCGCCUGGGGCUGCGCCUGAGGAAUCCCGUGGUGUUCGACCGCGCCGGCUCCGUGGCUUUCAGAGACCGCGUGUCACUGGCGUGGCGAAGCCUCGGGCAGCCCUGCCCCCCGGAGAAGUACGAGUUGGGCUUCAGGCUGCGGGAAGAGGAGGAGGCGGAGCAAGGGGCGGUGUCUGUUAGCGGGAACCACCUGGAGAUCCACAACCUUCUGAGCGACCGAUUGUACGAGUUCCACCUACGCCGAGCCGACACUCACAUGUUGGUGUAUCAGGCCUGGCACGACUCCAUCACCCUGCGUACCUGCCCCUGAGCGCCCACUCACCCCUGGCACCCUGUGUAUCCCAUGAGCACCCACUCAGCCUCACCCCUGGCACCAACGCUCAGCCGCCACCCUUCCUCUAAAUAUGCACCAAUAAAGUGUGAGCGAACACUCACUAUGGGACUUCC